AUGAGGUUUGGCAAGAAAGGAAAAUUAAGCCCUCGGCAUAUAGGACCUUUCAAGAUCUUAGAAAGGGUUGGAGCGGUGGCUUAUCAUUUGGCGCUACCACCAGAUCUCUCGAAUAUUCACCCCGUGUUUCAUGUGUCCAUGCUUAGGAAGUACAACCCGAAUCCCUCUCAUGUAAUGCGGUAUGAGACCAUCCAGCUAAAAGAUGAUUUGACUUAUGAGGAGCAACCGGUAGCUAUCCUCGAUCGGCAAGUCAAAAAGCUCCGUUCAAAGGAAGUAGCAUCAGUGAAAAUGUUGUGGCGAAACCACACCAGCGAGGAGGUAACGUGGGAAGCCGAGGAAGAGAUGCGAACAAAGUAUCUCCAUCUCUUUGAUACUUAG
Messenger RNA from Theobroma cacao (cacao), 378 nucleotides. The record is from RefSeq and is a predicted model, not a curated record. NCBI's taxonomy places the organism in Eukaryota, Viridiplantae, Streptophyta, Magnoliopsida, Malvales, Malvaceae.